Messenger RNA from Zerene cesonia (dogface butterfly), 3219 nucleotides. RefSeq names its product ethanolaminephosphotransferase 1-like. Gene Ontology annotation, biological process: phosphatidylethanolamine biosynthetic process. Gene Ontology annotation, cellular component: Golgi apparatus; endoplasmic reticulum membrane. The record is from RefSeq and is a predicted model, not a curated record. Bases 200 to 1357 code for a protein of 385 amino acids. The transcript is spliced from 9 exons. Gene Ontology annotation, molecular function: ethanolaminephosphotransferase activity. NCBI's taxonomy places the organism in Eukaryota, Metazoa, Arthropoda, Insecta, Lepidoptera, Pieridae.
UUCAUUUAAAAGCCGGUGCUGUUGUGUAGUAUUGAUUGAAAUCUGGUGAAUCCACUUUUGUCGGCAAAUUUUAAAGCGCUUAUUAUGCAUAAAUAUGUGCUGAUUCUGCGUGUUAACUUUUUAUGUUGAACAAAUACAUCAUGUAUAUGUGACCGAUAGCUCAUUUUGUUAUGAAGUGAAGUAAAAUAAAUAUAAUAUAAUGGCACGUUUCCUGUCUAAAGAUAAAUUGGAAGGAUUUGAAAAAUACAAGUACAGUUCAAUCGACACCAGUGUCCUCAGCAAGUAUGUUAUGCAUCCUUUUUGGGAUUGGUGUGUCCAGUUCUGUCCAAUGUGGGUUGCACCAAAUCUCUUAACAUUUGGCGGAUUCUUACUUACUGUAUUAAACUUCCUGCUGUUCACCUACUAUGAUUAUGGAUUCCAUGCUUUGACUGAGGACAAUGUUACAAAUGACUACAUACCUAGUUGGGUGUGGGCUGUGUCGUCUGUUAAUUUAUUUGUGGCUUACACCUUAGAUGGUAUCGACGGUAAACAAGCUCGCCGUACUGGCAGCAGCGGUCCCCUCGGUGAACUGUUCGACCAUGGUCUUGACUCUUAUUCCGCUGUCCUCAUACCCACGUGUCUCUACAGCAUAUUCGGACGGGACGAGCUGAGUCCGAAACGAUUUUUCUUCGUAAUUUGGAACAUAUUUAUAAACUUCUACCUAACGCAUUGGGAGAAAUACAACACGGGCGUCAUGUUUCUGCCGUGGGGAUACGAUUUCACUAUGAUUGGCUCCUGCAUACUAUUACUUGUGACGUCAGUGAUAGGUCCGCAUGCGUGGCACGCGAGUUUGCCUGGAGGCCUAACACCCGGAAUAGUGUUUGAAUUCACACUCUACCUCUCCGCUGCACUAACAAGCCAGACUGUCAUACUGUGGAACAUUUAUAAAUCGUACCGAGAUCGAACUGGGAAAAUGCGAUCGUUCUGCGAAGCAAUAAGACCGCUUAUUCCACUGGUGUUGUUCUUCAUACUGAGCUCCAUUUGGGUGCUAUACUCGCCGACGGACAUCAUUAACAGAGGACCGAGGCUAUUCUUCGUUCUAACCGGCACAAUUUUCUCCAACAUAAAUUGCCGCUUGAUCGUGUCCCAAAUGAGCGACACGCGGUGCGAGGCGCUGAACGGGCUGCUGGCGCCCUACGCGCUGGCGCUGGGCGCCGUGCUGUACUGGCGCGUGUCGCCCAUGUCCGAGCUCAUGCUGCUCGCCGUGCUGUGCCUCGCCUGCUCCCUCGCGCACAUAUACUACGGCACCAAAGUGGUGCAAGAGAUGUGUGAACACUUCAAAAUUUCAUGCUUCCACAUAAAACCAAAGAUAAAAUAAAAAUAAACGUUACACGUUUAAGUUAAUAUAUGUCUGGUCGUAGUUGUAUUUUAUAGUAGACAAAUUUUCGAGAUCUGAUUUUGAUCUUAUAUUUUUUGAUGUCCGUACUAAUUGUACUCUUUUAGUCGACACGGAUGGUUCGUCUAUUCCUAUAUUGUUAUACAUUUGGGAACGUUUACAAGUUCCAGUAGAAAUGUUGUUUUGAAAUCAGUUUUGGUGGUUUUUAAAUUAUAGUGUUGCCUAAUUUUAUAUUAAUACUUUUAGGUUUUAUUCCAAAGAUAUUCAUAAUGAUAAUGUAAUUUCAUAGGUUCAUAUAGGGAUGUCGUUAUUUAGAAAUAUCACCAAAUAUCCUUUUUAACGUAGUGGGUGUUUUUACAGUAUCUCGUGAAGAGUCGACCGCUAAUUGUGCCAGGUGACUUUAAACCAUAAGUCUUACUGAUAAGGUUUAUUUUAUAUGGACGGCUGUAUAUUUAUUAUCCCAAAAAUGUUUAAUAGUUCAUAAUGAACUCUUACAAGACUUGGUAACUUUUAUAUAUAUUUAAUAUAGUAGUCUUUAGAAAUAGAAUUAAAAAGCUUCCACAUUUUCACUAUCUACUUUCUCUCUUUACAUAUGCCGUAGGAAUAUUAUCAAAGUCGAAAUGUUUUCAUAAGUGAUACUUAAAUGAACUGUAGACUGUCAACACUUUUUUUUUUUUGUAGGGCUCCACGCUUCCACUGGUCGUUAAUUACCUAGAUCAUCUCUGAUUGGUACAUUUCUAAUCCCGGAAGGGCGAAUGGGCAAUAAUUGACCAAUCAGAACGGUUGUCUUCUUCCUUGACUUGGUUUAUGACAUACCUUAUUUGUUCAUAUCACUAUGGUGUCCGCGUGAUAUUGCAAUGCCACAAGAACCAGUCCGUAUACGGUAUACUAUAAGAAAUUAAGAUUGACCGUCGAUUGACAGUCUACCGUUAAAUUGUGAUAUUACUAGUAACUAGUAAAAUUGUAAUAUCACCGCUUUGAUAAUGCACCUGCGACAUAUAUUUUCUCAGUAGUAUCUAAAUGUAUAUUGUAAUAUGUGUAGACGAUAAUAAUGAUUGAUGUAAGAAUCGGAAACUGCCUGUGUAGACAUUGUUUAUUAUUUUGAAUGACAUGGGCAUGGCGUAAACCAUGGUGAUCGAAUAAAGUUAUUGGGGCCCUUUUAGUGGGAUAUAUAAAUUAUGGUUAUAUGGUGGAAGAGAAGCAAAUUUUAACUUAAUACUUUAUUAACACAACUUUAACAAACACAUAAUGUAAACGCGAUCUCAUGAUAUUGCCACGAGCGCUACUGGAUGUUCACAUGCGGUUAUGUAUUGUUUUUAUACAUUGCCUUUUACUAAUUUUUAUUUACUAAUUUGCAAAUUUUUUUUACCGUGGCUGGCCAUUACUUAUUACAAAUGAUUAAAGUUUGCACUAAAAGCACAUGAAUAGAUAAGUGCUUAAGGUUCCUGUAUGAACUUUAGUAAUUAAAAAGAAGUUGCAUUUUUAUGAAGUAUAGAAAAUAUUUUCUUACCUCUUGUCUUACUUGCGCAUUUCACGAAUGUUUUGGUAAAUGUUUCUAAUAUUCAUGAAUCUUUUUUUAUACUUGAUUUUGUAGUGGGUAGUCGACCUCGCUUUGUAUUCAAGUCAAAGAGGUUUCAUUCUGGCAUUAUUCACAAGACUGAUUCUUUAAUUGUCCUACCCAAUUAUUUUAAACAAAAAUCAAUUGACCGAAUGACCCAGUAGGGAUUAUGCAACUUGCCGUUUUAAUGUAUAAAGGCUAAUUUUAGAAUUACUUUGAAGCCAUUUCGCGUUUAAACGCACGACGAUGAGUUCUAGUCGAAUCUUUUGACUUCCAUACAUAAAUA